Triticum turgidum subsp. durum (durum wheat) is the source of this 615-nucleotide messenger RNA. Lineage: Eukaryota; Viridiplantae; Streptophyta; Magnoliopsida; Poales; Poaceae. The record is from the annotation of a GenBank genome assembly.
AUGCUACUGGCUGUGGAGGGAGGAGGUUUUUUCUCAUCAUCCGCAUCAGGAUACAGCCAUGGCCUUGCACUUUUGUUGCUCGGCCGGAGAACUGAGGAGCAGCCUGUAAGGGCAUCGUCCUGGAAUCACUAUCGACUAGUCGAUCGGGAGGCUGGGCAUGGGGGGCCACUGCCUCCAACAAAAGACGAUGUUCCUGGUAAAUGUGCUUCCUUCACCUGCUUUGGCUGCACACCUGCUAGGCUUGAGGGCGCAUCUCCUCCGAAAUUGAGCUCAAGUAACACGCGGCAGCAAUUAUCCAGUUCCACAAGCAGGAAAGGAACAGCCAAUGGUUCCUCCAUAAACGGAAGCGGGAGAAAAGGCUGUCUUAAGAGUAAUUCGAAAAGGGACUCGUCUGACCGCGGUUCUAUUGUUAGUGACAGCGAGGAACAACCACGGGAGUCUCUGGAGGAGGUGCAAACCUUGAAAACUGGUAUGGAGCGGAGGAAAGUUCACUGGACUGACACGUGUGGGAAAGAACUUUUUGAGAUCAGAGAAUUUGAAACAAGCGACGAGGGUUUGUCGGACGACGAGGGGGAGAAUGAUGGCUACAAGAAAUGCGAGUGCGUGAUCCAGUAG